UAUACCUCCAUUUUUAUCAAUUAAGAACUAGAGUCUCCAGCCAUUUAAAAAAAAAAGUGAGAACCAGGAUUUGAAAUAUUGUUUCAAUAAUUAAGUACAAUCUUAAGCAAAUCAUGACAGAAAAUAGCCAAAAACGUUCUAAAACCUCAAAAUCGAAGCUUGAAAGCCCCAGAAACGUGCUGACUGCUUCAAUGCUGACCAAAUUAAGUCACAAACACGCUCCAUGAGCCGAGCGGACGGUCAUAAUUGAUAAACCGCAAAUGAGCAAUCAAUCAAGUGAGGAUUUUAUGCAAAAUCUUGCAUUCAACUUGAAAAUGGCGGGGACAUGAUAAUCGAGGCGAGACAAUGCGACAAAACGGAAAAAAUGCAACCGUAUUUCGUGUGUUUUUGUCGAAAUUGAAAACGAAGCGAAGAAAACACUCAAGCUGGAAACUGAUCCACCAGCGAUCAAGUUGGCAAACCGGCGAAUUAUUCGACUAUGAUUUAUGAUCGAGCCGCGAAGAAAAAAAUUCGAAUAUCGAUGGACAACAGGUCACAUUAAAGGAAGCGUGACAGAGAGGGGCGCUGAGCAACAGAGAAGGCAACAAACAAACAAGUCAAAUGUCAGAGGUUUUUUUUUCAGAGGUACGCUAUGGUAUGGUAUGGUGUGGUAGGUAGAGGCGAAAUAAUUGAGCAAUUAAUUAAACCGGCGAGGAGGGUAAGAAAAAAAUUAUAGAAAAAUAGUGGAGAGUGAGAAGCGGCGGAACCAAAACAUUCAGUGUAUAAAAGGCCAUCGUCCACCUGGGGAGGGCAUCAUUAAGCCAACAACUGAAAACCACUCAACAUGCGUCUGUUUGUGACCCUUUGCACUCUCGCGGCUCUCAGCCAGGCCAAGCCCCAGGGCUAUAACUAUGGCAGCGGUCUCUCCGGCUCCCUUACCACCACCACUUCCGGCGGCGGAAGCAGCGGCGGCUUCCUGACUGCCCCUAGCCACUCCCAGAACUCGGUGGCCUCCUAUGGACCCCUCGGCGCCUUCCAAAGCGCCAGCGUGGGCUCCCUGGUGGGCAGCUCCACCUACCAGGCUCCCCAGACCGUCACCCACUACACCAGCGGUGGGGGCAGCGGUCAUGGCGCCAGCUACUCCACUGGCUCCUCCUCCAACUAUGGUGGCGGCUCCAACUAUGGCAGCGGCGCCACUUCCGGCGGUAGCUCCUUCACCGGCUUCGGGCCCUCGCCCAACAUCGGAUUCGGCGCCCUGUCCGGCUACCAGGCACCCAGCUACCAGCAGCAGCAGGAGCAGGAGGUGCAGCGCGGCUUCCAGGAGCCCCUCAUCCACAAGCAGUUCUUCACCGUGGCCGCUCCCGAGGAGCACGAGAACCUGGAGAGGACUAAGCACCUGGUGAUCGGACGCCCCCAGAAGAACUACCGCGUCGUCUUCAUCAAGGCCCCAUCUUCCAGCAACGCCAACGUCAAGCUCUCCGCCGAGUACGCUCCCAAGGAGGAGAAGACCGUCAUCUACGUGCUCAGCAAGAAGGACAACCAGCUGGAGGUCAACGACAUUGCCACCCCCGCUCCCACCGUGCCCAGCAAGCCCGAGGUCUUCUUCAUCAAGUACAAGACCGACGCGGAGGCCUCCCACGCCCAGCAGCAGAUUCAGGCCGAGUACGACAGAAUCGAGGGAACCUCGGAGCACCAGGACGGUGGAGUGGCUCCCGCCCAGUCGGUGGUUGGAAUCCUGGACAGUGGUGCUAUUGGUGCCGCCAGCUCUGGCAGCUCUCAGUACGUGUCUGGCACCUCGGGCAGCACUCAGUACGUCUCGGGCGGCACUGGAUCUACUGGCGGCUCCUACACCACCGGCACCUCUGGAUCCACUGGUGGCUCUUACACCACCUCGGUCACCGGCGGCACCUCCGGCGGCGCCACCAUUGUGGCCCACAAGAACGCCCAGAGUGCCACCUAUCUGCCACCCAACGGCAAAUAGGCUGCUCACUGCAGUGGCUCAUCUUUAGAGACAAUUCUUUCUGUACAGUAAUGCAAUACUUAGCGAAAAUAGCCUUUUUUUGUGAAUACCUGAAUAAACUUUAAACGAAAUAGAAGAAUAA
Messenger RNA from Drosophila bipectinata, 2081 nucleotides. RefSeq names its product Tweedlealpha (gene Twdlalpha). NCBI's taxonomy places the organism in Eukaryota, Metazoa, Arthropoda, Insecta, Diptera, Drosophilidae. The record is from RefSeq and is a predicted model, not a curated record.